UUCCUGUUCUUGGAGAGUGCGAAUCGAGAGGUCAGCAAACAUGAGCCUGGAACAGUGAGGCAUCUCCCCAUGGGGAGGGAGGGGAAGACUGCAGCUUACCUGGAGCAGGUGGAAUAGAGGAGAACAGAUAAGAGAGCUUCAUGAUACUGCCUCAGACUCUGGCCUGCCCAGGUCUUGAGAGCUGAACAAGUCUGGGAAUGGUCCCUACUUGUACUGAGACAGAAAGGUUUUACAGCACUGGCUCUGAAAGGGAUUUCCUAUGACCUGGUCCCAGUGAACCUCAUUAAGGAUGGAGGACAGCAGUUUUCUGCUGAAUUCAAGGCAUUGAAUCCUAUGCAGCAAGUGCCAGCCUUGAAAAUUGAUGGCAUCACCAUUUCUCAGUCACUAGCUAUAAUUAAUUACCUAGAAGAGACACAUCCUAACCCCAGGCUCCUGCCCCAAGAUCCAAAGAAGAGAGCCCAAGUCAGAAUGAUCGCUGAUCACAUUGCCUCUGGCAUCCAGCCACUCCAGAACCUGAGUGUCCUGAAACAAAUGGGGGAGAAAAAAAUGGAAUGGGCUCAGAACUGUAUCACAUCUGGCUUUCAAGCACUGGAGCAGAUUCUGCAGCACACUGCUGGACGCUACUGUGUGGGGAAUGAAGUCUCCGUGGCUGAUCUGUGUUUAGUGCCUCAAGUGGCCAAUGCUGAAAGAUUCAAAGUGGACAUGGGUCCAUAUCCCACAAUAACCAGAAUAAAUAAAGCUCUCUUGGAGUUAGAGGCCUUCAAAAUAAGCCACCCUUCCCGGCAGCCAGAUACUCCUGCAGAGCUGCGAGCUUGAAGCCUUUCUGCUCAUUAAAUCUAGAAAGCUGGCAUGAUAAAGAAGACAUCUACAGUUUGAGUAGAACUUCAGUGCCAGUAGGAAUCCCUGUCAUCUGGGUGGGAAGGACAGAGGACAGGAGCUAUGCCUGUGCUGGAACACCUGCAGCUACUCGUUUUUUUUAUGCAGUCUAUCUCCAUGAAGCAGAUUAAAGCAGAAGUAUCCAUAACGA
This is a messenger RNA of Oenanthe melanoleuca, 1027 nucleotides long. It is a transcript of the gene GSTZ1, whose product is annotated as glutathione S-transferase zeta 1. Gene Ontology annotation, cellular component: mitochondrion; cytoplasm. The transcript is spliced from 9 exons. NCBI's taxonomy places the organism in Eukaryota, Metazoa, Chordata, Aves, Passeriformes, Muscicapidae. Gene Ontology annotation, molecular function: maleylacetoacetate isomerase activity; glutathione transferase activity. Bases 334 to 816 code for a protein of 160 amino acids. The record is from RefSeq and is a predicted model, not a curated record. Gene Ontology annotation, biological process: glutathione metabolic process; L-phenylalanine catabolic process.